Molecule: messenger RNA, 500 nt
Organism: Mercurialis annua (annual mercury)
Lineage: Eukaryota; Viridiplantae; Streptophyta; Magnoliopsida; Malpighiales; Euphorbiaceae
Product: non-specific lipid transfer protein GPI-anchored 9
Exons: 2
Coding region: 59-367 (102 amino acids)
Biological process (GO): systemic acquired resistance
Molecular function (GO): fatty acid binding
Source: RefSeq, a predicted model, not a curated record
UAUUCAAUACCAAUCUUUUCUACUAAUAACAAAAAAUAACAUUAAUUAAGUAUCAAAGAUGAAGGUGACAAUUUUAGUAGUAAUGUUGGUGGCGGUGACAGGCUUAUUACAAGUCGAAGCUCAUCCAUGCGGAAGCACAUUUUUCUCAGCACUGGUUCAGUUGAUACCAUGCAGAGCUGCGGUGGCUCCUUUUAGCCCGAUUCCGCCGAGUGAUACGUGCUGUAACGCUGUUAAGACUCUCGGCCAACCUUGCCUCUGUGUUCUCGUCAAUGGCCCUCCUAUCUCUGGUGUUGAUCGGAACAUGGCGUUGCAGCUUCCUGACAAGUGCAUUGCCAACUUUGAACCAUGUGAAAUUACAAAGAAGUGAGAGUUGGGGAUAAAUAUGAGAAGACCUACUUGGGUUCAUUUUCUUAAUUAGAAUUUAAUAAUAGUAUUAUAAUGCUUGAAUAAUUGUAAGAGUAUAAUUGCUAAAAAUAAUAUAUUGAAAAUGAGUUAUUUAA